CUUGACUGACAUUAAAUCUCUGGAUAGCCCACUGACAGGCGCUCAGCUGUCAGAUGCACAGAGCACGGGAACGCGCUGCACGGGAACGCGCUGCGUGUUGUAGCUCACUGAGAGGAAGGAAAAGCGUCGAUUUGUGUCAAGCAAAUGUCAAGUUUCCAGAGAGAAAAUGACGCUAAAUCUCUGUUCAGAAGGCUUGAGUCCGCAGUCACUCCCAUCGUGUCCGGGGAGUACAGCCACCACCGGGACAGACCGCCGAUGGCAUCCCGGAUCUCCUUCACCCAAGUGCGCCUGGAAGCGGAGCUGGAGCGCUACCGGGCCGAGUGCCAGUGGGACAAGUUACCGAUGAUCAUCGACCAGAUGAAGGUGGCGCGGAUCCAUGAGGACGAUGACUACGGGACGCUGCUGAUGGCGGAGGCCCUGCUGGAGGACUGCCUGCAGGACAACAUGGACCUAUUACGGAGCUCCACGCCUCUGAUGGAGAAGACCCAGCCCAGACUGAGCCGGGCCAAGGGCCACCUCAACACCAUCCUCAGCCGAGGCCGCCUCUCGCCCAGGUACUUGAACGAGGCUCUGCUGCUGAUGGCCAAAGUGCACUAUGUGCAGGGUCGCUACCGGGACGCCCAGGGAAUGUGUGCCAGGGUGGGACUGGAGGAGCUGACGCGGGAUGAGCAGCCGACCUACCACCUCCGACUGCUGGCCGAGGCGUUUGUCAUUAAAGGUCUGUCUCUGGACCACCAGACAGUCUCUACCGUGUCCCGUGUCCGUCUGUCAGAGAGGGAGGAGGAGAGUCUGUCCUGCUACCUCAGGGCCUGUGACGCUUCUCUGUCCUACCUACAGGAGCUCGAUAAGACAGUAACAACACCUCACACCAAGACAGCCAAAGCCAGUCUGCUUCCUCCACCCGCUGAUGUGGACCUGGGCUACUUCCUGCAGGCUUCCUUACAGAGUGCUUACCUUUGUCUGCUGCAGAGGGGUCAUCUGGCGCAGGGUGCUCACCAGCUGCGUAGGGUGCUCAGGGUGGUGGAGUCACGAGGGUCUCAGAGCUUCAGGAAGUCUGCAGCGAGGAAGCUAGCAGAGGUGCUGCUGAGUUCCGUGAGUGACGACAGCUACUGGCCCCCGCUGGGCCCCCCACCCUCAGCCUGGCUCCACAGAGAGGGGGCCGCUGCCUCCAAAGACGCCGUCUACCCCACUGUUAAACCACCACAACGUUACAGCAGUGACUGUUGCUUCUGUCCUCAGGACGUGGUGGAGGAGGCUGUGUUACUGCUGCUCAUCACAGAGUCCAUGGCCAGCGGCGAGGCGGUGAUCAGUCGUCUUCCAGACCAGGCCGAGGCUCGCAAGGCCAGCCUGCAGGAUGCCACCUCUGUCUAUGACCUGCUCACCAUCGGCAUGGCCAGGAGGGGGCAGUACGGCAUGCUUUCUGAGUGUCUGGAGCGAGCCAUGAAGUUUUCAUUCAACGAGUUCCACCUCUGGCACCAGCUGGGCCUGUCACUCAUGGCGGCCGGGAAGUGGGUUGGUGCUGUGUCUGUAUUAAAGGAGUGUGCCAGGAUGAGACCGGAGGACCCCUCAUUGCCCCUAUUGGCUGCUAAAGUCUGCAUUGGUCAACUGCACUGGUUCGAGGAGGCUGAGGCUCUGUCACAGAGUGUGGUGUCUCUGGGGGAAGGAGCCGGAGAACUUCUACCUAGGGCCUACCUGUCCCUGGGACUCUGCUGCAGUUUACAGGCCUCUGAUGCGACUCUAAAAGCUGAUCGUGAUGAAUUCAACAAAAAAGCACUGCGAGCUUUGAGCAAGGCUCAUUCAUUAGACCCCCAGGAUGCUCAGAUUGCUAUGUAUCUGGCUCUGCAGCUGGCACUUGUACGCCAGGUAUCGGCAGCCAUAGAGCCUCUGCAGGAGGCUUUAUCUCUCCGUGGGGACGACUUGCACUCCCUCCACCUGCUGACUCUGCUGCUGAGCGCCCAGAAACACCACCGUCACGCCCUGGAUACCCUGGGCUUGGCCCUCAGCCAGCACCCCGGCAACUUCAACCUGCUGUUCACAAAGGUGAAGCUGGAAGAGGCCCUCUUUGGCCCGGCCGCAGCCCUGCAGACCUGUGAAGAGAUGCUGCAACAGUGGCUGAGCCGCUACGACGUCAGCCGCUCCACUGAGACAGAUGACAGCAGCAGCAUACCGAUGGCCGAGCGGGCGGAGGUCAGCCCUGGACCCAGGAAACCCUCCAUCCACCUCACCCUGCCCGACUUCCAGGACGCCUCCACUGGUUCGCUGAGCCCUUCGUCGGUUGCAGUGUCUCGUCUGGAGGCGGCGCUCUCUGAGGUGUCGGACCUCAGCUCCGUGCGUCGCCAAGGACCCACUUACAUCUGGAACACCCUCGAACGCAUUUGGCUGCAGGCUGGGGAGUUGUUCAUGGCGGACGGCCGGCUGAAGGAGGCCCAGUUCUGCAUAGCCGAGGCCAGCGCGCUCUCCCCCAACUCGUACUCGGUGCUGCUGCAGCGUGGCCGCCUGGCCGAGCUCCGGUGCCAACUGGACGACGCCAAGGGCCUGUACGACGAGGCCCUGGCCAUCCAUCCCACAGGAGAGGGCACACUGGUGCACAUGGGCCGUCUGCUGGUGAAAACUGAGCGCACCCACCUAGGGGAGAAGGUCCUGCGUGAUGCAGUCCAGGUCCACAGCACCUCUCACGAGGCGUGGAGUGGUCUGGGAGAGGCCCUGCAGUCUCGGGGCUCCAGCCAGGCCCCCGACUGCUUCCUGACAGCCCUGGAGCUGGAGGCCUCCUGCCCAAUCCGGCCCUUCACGAUCAUCUCCAGGGAACUUUAAGGGGGCCUGGGCUGGGGUUGGAGGUUUGGGUUAUAAUAUACUGUGAUGCAGAUACAGUGAAGAAGCCGUGCUGGGUGGAAAACAUGUUCCUUAAAUGAAAAGUAACAAUUCUUUUAGAAAAUAGGCCUGUUUGCUUGAUGAGAAGAUUGAUGACACACAUGUCUGUCAGUUGAAUAUGAAACUACAGCCAGGAGACAGUUAGCUUUGCAUAAACCCCUAUAAAACCACAACCCACAUUUUUUUACCGUGAACCAAUUAAUCAAAUAACAAUGUGAUUAGUGAAGUAAAUUAGGUUUCAGUAAGCAGAUAUUUUGCAACCCUUGGACAGAGCGAGGCUAGCUGUUUCUCCCUGUUUUCCCUUUAUAUGCUAGGCUAAACCAGCUAACUCCAGGAUGUAGCUUUAUAUCUAACUAGCAAAUAUGAUUGCGGUAUUUAUCUUCUUAUCAAACGUCCAGCAAGAAAUCUAAAGCUGUAAAUGUAUUUCCCAAAAUCCAAAGUAUUCCCCUAAAUAGUCCAAAUGACUUUCAUUUUCAACCUCUCAAAUAUUAAGCUAAUUGCCCUUGAAAUAUGAACAUUCCUAUGUUCUUUAUAAGUUAUCAGCUAAAAAAAUGCAUUAUUACAUGAAAACAUUUACGUUAAUAUCAGAUAUCAAUGCUGUUCAUGUGAAGAAAACACAACAACAGAGUCGUUUCAAAUGUUUGCAACACAACAGAGCAGUAUAUACAGAGAGAAUAACGUUAUAAUGUAGUUUUUUGUAACAAUGUACAUCUCCUAUGGAGUUAUAUGUACAGAAGUCAUAGCUCUUUUGCAAUUAGUGACAAGUGAGUAACAUUCUUAAUAAUCUGAAUCAUUGGGUGUUUAUUUAAUGGUCCAUAAACCGCGAAGGUGUGCCGGUUACAUCUUUAAGAUAGAAUGUAUGUUGUUGAGUACAGGCUGUCAGGAACACCAGCAGCUCAUCUUCAUCGUAGCCUUUGAUGUAUUUUUGAUGAUCACGUUGAUUGACGCAGCUUUUCAUGUACACACAAACCCCCCCCCCACCACCACCACCACCACCACCCCCCACCCUGUCAUCCUCAAAUGAGAGCUCAUGAGAGCUCAUCCAUUUUCGCGUAUCAUUCCAUAUGUCUUUACUAUGUGUGUGUGCAAGGAUAUGUGUUUCAAUGCAGUUUGUCUUUAUAUUAUGUAUCUUCAUGCAAGCAUGCAACGUUUGUUUUCAAAACCGUCCCUCUGGGGUGUUAUCGGACGCUGUUCUGUUUGUUCUGUCUGUACGGUACAGUAGGCGACUCAACCGCUCAUAACGUGUGUUGUUUUUCUUGUUGUUUUUUUCUUUUUCUUUUACUCAUCUGUUUGUAAUGCUCUCCAUUAUAAAACAACAAAGGCUUUUGAAAAUCA
Molecule: messenger RNA, 4203 nt
Organism: Anoplopoma fimbria (sablefish)
Lineage: Eukaryota; Metazoa; Chordata; Actinopteri; Perciformes; Anoplopomatidae
Gene: ttc7a
Product: tetratricopeptide repeat domain 7A
Exons: 21
Coding region: 145-2811 (888 amino acids)
Biological process (GO): phosphatidylinositol phosphate biosynthetic process; protein localization to plasma membrane
Cellular component (GO): plasma membrane
Molecular function (GO): protein binding
Source: RefSeq, a predicted model, not a curated record